Molecule: messenger RNA, 655 nt
Organism: Guillardia theta CCMP2712
Lineage: Eukaryota; Cryptophyceae; Pyrenomonadales; Geminigeraceae
Exons: 9
Coding region: 1-522 (173 amino acids)
Source: RefSeq, a predicted model, not a curated record
AUGGUGAGUGAUGGAAAAUAUCAGAACAACUUGUCACAAUUAUUUGCAGGAACAUAUAUCUAUGCCGGGGGUGGAAAGUACGUAGGAGAUUUUUCAGACGACAAGCGGCAUGGAAAGGGCUGUUAUUCCUACCCGGAUGGUGACGUUUAUGAAGGAGAAUUCAGGUUUGGCCGUCGUGAGGGAUCUGGAAAGUAUAAAUAUGCCAAGGGAGAAUGCUAUGAGGGCGAGUGGCAGGCGGAUCGUAUGCACGGCAAAGGAAGAUACACGUACAGCACGGGGAAGAUCUACGACGGAAUGUGGGCUGAAGAUCGUCCUCAUGGAGAAGGACGUUUAAUCGACGGCAACAACGUGUAUGAAAUGAGCUAUCAAAAUGGAACGGUCACAAGACAGCAGCUCAAGAAGGAUCAGCAGCAGCCGACAGGCUCUGGAGGUGUUGUAGAUGCGUUCACGUGGCUUCAGCAGGCAGUUUCCUGCCAGCCUGUUGGGCCUUGCAUGGACAAACGUUCCGACUGGAGAAAGUGAAACGUCUGAGUCACCCUCGACGAGGCGGGGGCCGCCGUCAGAGAUUCAAGUUGCACGGUGCCACCUGGCUGUGACCGUCCUGGCAUCGGCGAUCACGGCCUGGCCCGCUAUCAGGCUGUCCUACCCGGUAGUU